Molecule: messenger RNA, 1468 nt
Organism: Pararge aegeria (speckled wood butterfly)
Lineage: Eukaryota; Metazoa; Arthropoda; Insecta; Lepidoptera; Nymphalidae
Gene: shv
Product: dnaJ homolog shv
Exons: 5
Coding region: 120-1181 (353 amino acids)
Biological process (GO): protein maturation; protein folding
Cellular component (GO): endoplasmic reticulum
Molecular function (GO): misfolded protein binding
Source: RefSeq, a predicted model, not a curated record
ACACGUAUUAUGUCAAACGACGAAAUCGAAAAUGUAUCGCGUGUAUUGCAGAUUUGUUACGGAAAGCAUGAAACUUUUGUUUUAGUUUAAUAAAUAGUUCCUAAGACAAAUAAUUCAAAAUGAUAACCUACUCGGCGAGUUUGUGUUUAAUGUUAGUAUUUUCUUUAGUGCUAUUAGUUCUUGCCGGUCGCGAUUAUUACCAAAUUCUUGGUGUGUCACGUUCAGCUACCACCAAUGAAAUCAAAAAAGCUUACAGAAAGUUAGCAAAGGAAUUGCAUCCUGAUAAGAAUCAAGGCGAUCCCGAUGCAUCUCAGAAGUUCCAAGACCUCGGAGCAGCGUACGAAGCUUUGGCGGAUUCCGAGAAGAGAGAACUUUACGACAGGUGCGGCGAAGAUUGCCUGAAGAAAGAUGGCAUGAUGAAUAAUAAUGAUCCUUUCGCGAGCUUCUUUGGUGACUUUGGCUUCCAAUUCGGCGGUGAGCCGCAGCACCACGAGACCCCGCGAGGGGCGGAUAUCGUUAUGGAAGUUGUUGUUUCGUUAGAAGAAUUAUACAAUGGAAACUUUAUUGAAAUGACACGCAACAAACCUGUCAUCAAACCUGCACCUGGCACACGUAAGUGUAACUGCAGACAAGAGAUGGUAACCCGGAACCUUGGCCCAGGUCGCUUUCAAAUGAUGCAACAAACUGUGUGUGAUGAGUGUCCUAAUGUAAAACUAGUCAAUGAAGAGAGGCUGCUUGAGAUAGAGGUUGAAGUUGGUGCUCCAGAUAAUCACAAAUUUAGAUUAAGAGGUGAAGGUGAACCCCACAUGGACGGAGACCCUGGUGACUUGGUGUUUGUGUUCAAAACUGAGAGGCACCCUCAAUACACUCGAAAAGGAGAUGAUUUAUACACAAAUGUUACAAUCUCAUUACAGGAUGCGUUGAUUGGUUUCACACUGGAGUUAGUGCAUCUCGAUGGGCACAAGGUAACAGUAUCUCGCGACAAGGUGACGUGGGCGGGAGCCAGAGUUCGCAAGAAGGGUGAAGGCAUGCCCAACUUUGAGAACAACAAUCUGCAUGGAAAUCUCUAUGUAACUUUUGACAUUGAGUUCCCAAAGAAAGAGUUCAGUGAUGAUGAAAAAGAAGCAUUGAAGAAAAUAUUAGAACAGUCACCAAAUAAUAAGGUAUAUAAUGGACUAUAGUCAGUGGUACUGACAGCCAGUUAUUUAUUUAAGUAGUGAAUUGAGUGUUUCAGUGUGAACAAAUUGUAUGUGGUAAUGAUUUGAGUUGUUUGCGAUAUAUCAAAUUUCGUGAAACGGAAUAAAAUGCACUUAUUACUAUAAUAAUAAAUGUUAUUGUAUAAUUCGUACCAAUGCAUAAAUAUUAAAAUAAAACAUUUGAUUUUUGUUACAACAUCUGUAUAAUUUGAAAUAAUUCUGUGAUCUUACAAUAGAGAAACAGCCUUUCAAUUAUAAUUUACAAAUAAUAA